Molecule: messenger RNA, 1101 nt
Organism: Theileria parva strain Muguga
Lineage: Eukaryota; Apicomplexa; Aconoidasida; Piroplasmida; Theileriidae
Gene: rad51-a
Product: DNA repair protein Rad51
Exons: 5
Coding region: 40-1071 (343 amino acids)
Biological process (GO): DNA strand invasion; mitotic recombination-dependent replication fork processing; reciprocal meiotic recombination
Cellular component (GO): condensed nuclear chromosome
Molecular function (GO): DNA strand exchange activity; double-stranded DNA binding; ATP binding
Source: RefSeq, a predicted model, not a curated record
UUUCUACCGACAGUUCCACAAUAUUUAGUUAUCAAAAAAAUGAGUUCAGACGAAUUAUCGUUAGUGAAGGAGGAAAACUCCAUGGGAGUUUCCGAGACUGGCUCCCAGAACCCACAGCGCUUGGAAUGCCUCCUAUCCAAGGGUCUACUACAGAGAGACUUAGAUUUAUUGAGAGAAGCCGGAUACUCAACACUAGAAUGCGUGGCAUAUGCACCUCAGAAGAACUUGCUCGUUAUCAAGGGCCUGAGCGAGCAAAAGGUACUCAAGAUCAAAGCAGCCUGCAGAGAGCUCUGUCACCUCGGAUUUUGCUCAGGCCAAGAUUACCUCGAAGCCAGAGGAAAUUUAAUCAAAUUCACCACCGGAUCCGCCCAACUUGAUAAGCUUCUUCAGGGUGGUGUCGAGACCGGAAGCAUCACCGAAAUUAUCGGUGAAUUCAAAACCGGAAAAUCACAGCUUUGUCAUACCCUCGCUGUUACGUGCCAAUUACCAGUAGAACAGAGUGGAGGUGAGGGGAAAUGUUUGUGGGUGGAUUCUGAGGGAACAUUUAGGCCUGAAAGAAUUGUUUCCAUUGCAAAACGGUUCGGCCUCUCACCCUCAGACUGCCUUGAUAAUGUCGCCUAUGCAAGGGCCUAUAACACAGACCACCAGCUAGAAUUACUUGUAGAAGCCAGUGCCAUGAUGGCUCAAACUAGAUUUGCACUCCUAAUUGUUGAUAGCGCCACCUCGCUCUAUAGAUCAGACUACUCAGGCAGAGGUGAAUUGGCAAGUAGACAGAUGCACUUGUGUAAGUUUUUGCGGGCGUUACAGAGAAUCGCCGAUACAUUUGGAGUCGCAGUUGUUAUCACAAAUCAAGUUGUAGCAAAAGUUGACGCAAUGUCCACUUUCUUCGGUAAUGAUAAGUUACCAGUUGGAGGACACAUAAUAGCACACGCAAGUCAAACAAGGUUAUUCUUAAGGCAGUCGAAAGGAGAAAGCAGGAUCUGCAAGAUUUAUGACUCACCAGUGUUGCCCGAAGGAGAGGCAGUUUUCGCCAUUACCGACGGAGGCAUCAAUGACUAUCAUGAUAGAUAGAUUAAAAAAAUUAAAUAUUUUACAGUUUAA